AUGCAAUUUACAACUACAAGUCGCAGUGCACUUGUCCUCAAUUACCAAGGUUUUCAAUGUACUAAUAAGCGAGAAUAUAAAAAUAGCAAUGAAUGGCGUUGUCGUGCAAGACCAUGUACAACAUCUUUAUCAUUAUGUCGUGAUAAUAAAUUAAUUAUUCGGGAACCAGGGGUGCAUAUCUGCGCACCUAAUUUACAAAAAAAGGUUGUUGUUGAAGAAGCUGUUACACGUAUGAAACAAAGAGCUAUGGAAGAGACCUUUCCUAUUCCUCAAAUAUAUUCCCAAGAAAUAAUAAAAAUUCGUGUUGAUAAUCCUACUAUGGAUACUGGUACAUUCUUUCCAUUGCUAAAUAGCAUUGAUUCAAGUUUAUAUCGGAAACGUGCUCAGAAUUAUCCUAAAUUGCCAAAAGCAAUUGGUGAACUUAUUAUUCCAGAUGGAUGGAAAGUCGGCUUAAAUGGAGAACCUUUUCUUCUCAUAGAUGAGAUUUAUUCUACGUCAUCUGUUAUUAAUUGCACAAAAAAAGGGAUUUCUCUUAACGCAAAGCGCAUUACAUGCGAUUAUGAAUUAGCAACGAUCAACGCUUUCCGAACAGUUUUUCCUUCUGUUCAUGUAGCUGGUUGUUUCUUCCACUAUUCCCAAUCACUUUGGAGAAAGGUUCAAGAAUUAGGACUUAUUCGUUGCGUUAAUCCUUCGAAUUUAAAAACGUCAACUAGAAUAUCAAGUGAUGAGAAAAAAAAAGCUAAUGAUUGGUUUUUAUGUGCUAUUGGUCUUGCUCUGAUUCCACAACAUCUAGUCGAAAGAACAUGGACAGAUGAUACGGAUGAAAGUACGCCACAUCAUCAUUCAAGUGUUAAGUUUAAUGACUACUUGGUUUCAACGUAUGUUGAUUCAAGUUCGUGUCGUUAUCCAAUUCACUUAUGGAAUGUGAAUGAUGCUGUGGUGAAUAAUUUACCAAGAACAAACAACCACGUUGAAGGAUAUAACAGUAGACUUGGUACAUUAUUCCCCACGCAUCCACAUAUAUUUAGAUUUAUUGAGCUCUUAUGUGAUGAACAUAUAUUUCAGCAUCACCACUCUGAACAAUCAAAAAUCCAUGCACCCAAACGGGUGAAGUUGACCGAAGAUGCUAAUGCUCAACUUCUCGCCCUUCUCAAUCAACACAGUAACCGACAAAUCACAGAUCUACAGUUAGCAAUUCAAUGUGGUAAAGUUGUUAAAACAAAAUUAGUCAAGAAGUAG
Messenger RNA from Rotaria socialis, 1239 nucleotides. The record is from the annotation of a GenBank genome assembly. NCBI's taxonomy places the organism in Eukaryota, Metazoa, Rotifera, Eurotatoria, Philodinida, Philodinidae.